Molecule: messenger RNA, 483 nt
Organism: Brassicogethes aeneus
Lineage: Eukaryota; Metazoa; Arthropoda; Insecta; Coleoptera; Nitidulidae
Source: the annotation of a GenBank genome assembly
AUGUCCAGCGAAAAGAACCUCUCGAAGGCCCGUCUGUGCCACAUACAGAAGUGGGACCACUUCGACGGCUACGGGUUCAAUCUUCACGCCGAGAAGGGCAAGCCCGGGCAGUACAUAGGCAAAGUUGACGAGGGCUCGCCGGCCGAGGCCGCCGGCCUGAGGCAGGGCGACCGCAUCUUGGAGGUAAACGGCGAGAGCAUAGCCAAUAAGACGCACAAGCAGGUAGUCGAACUGAUUAAGGCCCAAAGCGGCGAAACGAAGUUGCUGGUGGUGGACCCCAUCGAGGAUGUCGUGAUACUGACCGAUGCGGCCAAAAGCAACGGCAGCGACGUCUCGAAGAAGGAGCAACAGGAAAAUGGCACGCUCAACCUGAACAUGACGGCCGCCGAGCUGAGGGCGCAAUUGGCGGCCAAAAAGAAGUUCGAUCCCAAAAAAGAAGCCAUGGAUUUUAAACAGAAGUUCGACAUUGUGCAGAAACUAUAG